CGGGAAGCGGCGGGCUGGGGGCGGGCCCGCGAGCGCGUGUCCAUGUGGGCGCCGGCGCAGCGGGCGUGGAGCGCGGGGUCGCCAUGGCGGAGGUGCAGCAGCUGCGGGUGCAGGAGGCGGUGGACUCCAUGGUGAAGAGCCUGGAGCGCGAGAACAUCCGGAAGAUGCAGAGUGUCAUGUUCCGGUGCAGUGCCAGUUGCUGUGAGGACACCCAGGCGACCAUGCAGCAGGUGCACCAGUGCAUUGAGCGCUGCCAUGCACCACUGGCCCAAGCCCAGGCCCUGGUGACGGGGGAGCUGGAGAAAUUCCAGGACCGCCUGGCCCGGUGCACCAUGCAUUGCAACGACAAAGCCAAAGAUUCAAUGGACGCAGGGAAUAAAGAGCUUCAGGUGAAACGACAGCUGGAGAGUUGUGUGACCAAGUGUGUAGAUGACCACAUGCAUCUCAUCCCAACCAUGACCAAGAAGAUGAAAGAGUCUCUCUCAUCCAUUGCAAAAUAGAAGUCUGUGUCCCAGGCCAUGGAGACUAAGGGCAGGAGUCUCUUUGAAAGAGAGAAAUGGGAAUGUUGGUCUUUUUAAACCGUGUCAACAAAUGAAGAAAAAAAGGAAGGCAGCAAGUUUAAGACUGGUUACUUGCCUCCGGAUACUGGUUCCUUUAUUUUUCUAGUCUUAGAAGUGAAAAAGAAAAAAAAAAAUUGGUGCUUAAGUUUGGAUCAGAGAUAACACAGGAGACAUUUGAGAACCUAAAUAUCUGUGGCAACUGCUUGUCCUGGCUGUAGGAUCUCUCUACCAGACCAUAGUUCUCCAAUGUGCCAACUGCUUCUUACCACUCAGUUGGGUACCAGGAAGCUGGCAGGUUCCUCUCAUCUGCCAGUGAUCUGACAGAGAAUGAAGGAAAGUGUUUGUUCCAACCUCCUGUUGACCAUAAAGAUCACUACAUUGUUUUUUAUAAACCGGUAAAGCAAAAAUCCAUGAGGUCCCUAUUUAGG
This is a messenger RNA of Sorex fumeus (smoky shrew), 988 nucleotides long. RefSeq names its product family with sequence similarity 136 member A (gene TIMCC). Gene Ontology annotation, cellular component: cytoplasm. The record is from RefSeq and is a predicted model, not a curated record. The transcript has 3 exons. Lineage: Eukaryota; Metazoa; Chordata; Mammalia; Eulipotyphla; Soricidae. The coding region runs from base 84 to 500 and encodes 138 amino acids.